Messenger RNA from Papaver somniferum (opium poppy), 1744 nucleotides. Its product is annotated as L-lactate dehydrogenase B. The transcript is spliced from 2 exons. Gene Ontology annotation, molecular function: L-lactate dehydrogenase (NAD+) activity. Gene Ontology annotation, biological process: carboxylic acid metabolic process. The coding region runs from base 413 to 1468 and encodes 351 amino acids. The record is from RefSeq and is a predicted model, not a curated record. Gene Ontology annotation, cellular component: cytoplasm. Lineage: Eukaryota; Viridiplantae; Streptophyta; Magnoliopsida; Ranunculales; Papaveraceae.
GUCGGUACUUGACGCUUUGCUAAGCGAAUCUCUUCCGAAAAUGCAUAAAAUCAACCGUGGAUCGGAGUUCCACAAAAGAGGUUCACCACCUAUUCUAGCAAUUUUAUAAGCAUUGUACCAAAUCCACUCAAACCCACCUUUAACAAAACCAUGUUCCAAUCCACAACAAUCUUCCCAAUUCUAAAUACGGAAAAGGUUUACUUUUCAAGACACUAGAGUCUCUAGAAUAGUCGACCAAAAACCUUAACGUGUUCAUUAAAAAAAGAGAAGAAAGCCGACUUUAGAAAAUUAAACGUUCUUCUUAUAAAUCCCCGCUCCUCCCUUCACGAAAAAUAUAUCAACCCAAAAUCAUUUCCAUCUCCAGCAACCCCUAAACAUCCCCUAAUACCUCCUUAAUCCCAUAUCUCUCACCAUGAAGAGUUCAUCCUCAUCAUCAUCAAUUACAGAAGCUGGUUUAGACAUAGGUCAUAAUGUAUUCUUUAAACAAAUCUCAAAAUCAUCUCAAGUUUCAUCACCAAACCGUCCAACAAAAAUCUCAGUCAUCGGAACAGGAAAUGUAGGAAUGGCAAUAGCUCAAACAAUCUUAACACAGGAUAUAGCAGACGAGAUCGCUCUGGUAGACGCAUUACCCGACAAACUACGUGGAGAAAUGCUCGAUCUUCAACAUGCUGCAGCAUUUUUACCAAGAACUAAAAUAGUUGCUUCAGUCGAUUACGAAGUAACCAGUGGAUCUGAUCUUUGUAUUGUUACUGCCGGUGCUCGUCAAAUUCCUGGCGAAUCAAGAUUGAAUCUAAUUCAUAGGAAUUUGAAUUUGUUUCAGAAGAUUAUACCACAGAUAGCAAAGUACUCUCCUCAUACAAUUCUUCUGAUUGUGUCAAAUCCUGUUGAUAUUUUGACUUAUAUAGCUUGGAAGUUAUCCGGAUUUCCGUCAAAUAGAGUAAUUGGUUCUGGAACUAAUCUUGAUUCUUCAAGGUUUAGGUUUCUUAUUGCAGAUCAUCUUGAUGUUAAUGCCCAGGAUGUUCAGGCAUACAUUCUUGGGGAGCAUGGUGAUACUUCAGUUGCUCUUUGGUCAAGUAUAAGUAUCGGAGGAGUACCGGUGUUGAGUUUCUUGGAGAAACAACAGAUAGCUUAUGAGAAACACACCCUAGAGAAAAUACACAAAGCUGUGAUAGAUGGAGCUUACGAGGUUAUAAAUUUGAAAGGUUAUACCUCAUGGGCGAUUGGGUACUCUGCAGCUAGUUUGGCUAGAGUACUAUUGAGAGAUCAGAGGAAGAUCCAACCGGUAUCAGUUCUUGCUGAAGGUUUUUAUGGAAUCGAUGGAGGAGAUGUGUUUCUCAGUUUACCUGCACAACUUGGUAGAGAUGGAGUUUUGGGUGUAAUUGACUUGCACUUGAACGAUGAAGAAAGGCAGCGGUUACAAGAGUCUGCUAAGACUAUCUUGGAGAUCCAAACACAGCUUGGAAUCUAACAUGAGAAAUACACAAAAGAAAAAGGUGACUGAGCUCCUUCAAGAGAUUCAUUGGGUUUUCUAAUUUUACUUUGUUUUUGUUAGACCUCUCUUGCUAGUGUUUACAAUGUACUGUAUGAGUUAUUAUAGUAGCUUAAGUAUGCAUUUACUUUGUUGAUCGAAAAAAUUCAAGUUACUUUCUCAGAUACAUAUCUUAUGCAUGAAUUAUUAUAGGAGCAAAUUGUUUACUAGGGUUUUCUGUUCUUUCUUUUUACUGAAAAUCAUCUUGUUUCUACA